Molecule: messenger RNA, 405 nt
Organism: Durusdinium trenchii
Lineage: Eukaryota; Dinophyceae; Suessiales; Symbiodiniaceae
Source: the annotation of a GenBank genome assembly
AUGCAGCAAACGAAGCUGAUGACGGAGAAUCUGCGGGAGAUGAGCCAACAGGCACCUGUCUAUGUGCUCUAUUUCCUUUGCCCUGACAACACUGCAGGGGAGGAGGAUGAAGAGGUGAUAUUCCGGGCUGACUGCAAGCUUUGGAAGCUUGUCAAACUUGAAGACGGAAAAGCCGAGGGCUGGCGAUGGCAGGAGCGAGGCUGUGGCAUCGUGCACAUCAACAGGCACAAGACCAGCGGAGCUGGUCGUUUGGUUAUGCGAAUGCGUGGUGUUUUGAAGCUCCUGCUCAACACACCAAUUUUUCCGACCACCAGGUAUGAGAAAGUUGGACAAAAGUCUGUGCGCUUCGUUGGUGUAGAUACCGAAGAGUCACAGAGCUGUCAUGGUGAGGCGCGGGUGGAUUGA